This is a messenger RNA of Racocetra persica, 2250 nucleotides long. NCBI's taxonomy places the organism in Eukaryota, Fungi, Glomeromycota, Glomeromycetes, Diversisporales, Gigasporaceae. The record is from the annotation of a GenBank genome assembly.
AUUACUUCAAGAAUAUCUAAGUUAUGUUACGGUUUAAAUAUGGAGUUCAUUGAUCCUCCAAAAAUAUCACAAAAGGUUAUCAGUGGUAUGUAUCAAGGUGUUACAACUGUCGAACUAGACAACCUGGCAGCUGAGACAGCAGCUUAUUUGACAUGUAAUCAUCCGGACUACGCUAUUUUGGCGGCUCGAAUUGCUAUAUCAAAUUUACACAAGGAAACGACGAAACAAUUCAGUGUUGUUAUCCAAGAACUUUAUGAUCAUGUUAAUCCUACACGAAAAAUUCAUGUACCUUUAGUUUCAAAAGAAGUAUAUGAUAUUGUUAUGGAGAAUGCAGACAGGUUAAAUUCGGCGAUUAUUUACGAUAGAGAUUAUGCUUAUAACUAUUUUGGGUUCAAGACUUUGGAAAAGAGUUAUUUGAUGAAAAUCGAAGGGCGAGUUGUAGAAAGACCGCAACAUAUGUUAAUGCGUGUAUCGAUUGGUAUUCAUGGAAAUGAUAUCGAUGCAGCUAUAGAGACUUAUAAUCUAAUGUCUGAAAAAUAUUUCACUCACGCGAGUCCUACUUUAUUUAAUGCUGGUACACCGAGACCUCAAAUGUCAAGUUGUUUUUUGAUACAGAUGAAGGAUGACAGCAUUGAAGGCAUUUACGACACACUUACAACGUGCGCAUUAAUUUCAAAAUCGGCCGGCGGUAUUGGAAUUAGCACACAAAAAAUCCGAGCUUCUGGAUCGUAUAUCGCCGGUACCGGUGGGACUUCAAAUGGCCUUGUCCCUAUGCUUCGCGUAUUCAAUGACACUUCACGAUUCGUAAAUCAAGGUGGUGGAAAGAGAAAUGGUAGUUUUGCGCCUUGGCAUUCGGACAUAUUCGAAUUUCUUGACCUAAGGAAAAAUACUGGAAAGGAAGAAAUUAGGGCACGCGACUUAUUUCUAGGACUUUGGAUUCCAGAUCUUUUUAUGAAAAGAGUGGAGAAAAACGAGGAUUGGUCACUAUUUUGCCCACAUGAAUGCCCUGGUCUUGAUAGUGUUUAUGGUCAAGCAUUCGAUGAUUUAUAUACUAAAUAUGAAAGAGAAGGAAAGGCACGUAAAACGAUCAAGGCACAAAAGUUAUGGCUUGCUAUUGUUGAUUCCCAAAUAGAGACUGGGAUGCCUUAUAUGGUCUAUAAAGAUGCCUGUAAUGAAAAGUCAAACCAAAAGAAUCUUGGAACUAUCACGUGCUCUAAUCUCUGCACGGAGAUUAUAGAGUAUACCGCCCCAGACGAAGUAGCAGUGUGCAAUCUAGCAUCAAUCUCACUUCCUAAAUUCGUUAAUGUCAAAACGAAGACUUUUGAUUUCGAUAAACUUCAUGAAAUAGCCAAAGUUGUCAUCAGAAACUUGAAUAAGGUCAUUGAUAAGAACUACUAUCCUGUUCCUGAAGCUGAGAAAAGUAACAAGAGGCAUAGGCCAAAUACUUUACUUUGCUAUAUUGGAGAAUUAACAUAUUUAUUAGCUUUAAAUUUUAUAUCACGUUCAGGUCUCGCUGAUGCUUUAAUUAUGCUGCGUUAUCCAUGGGAAUCUGAAAAUGCACGUAAAUUAAAUCGUAAUAUAUUUGAAACAUUGUAUCAUGCCGCACUUGAAUCAUCAUGUGAAAUUGCUGCGAAGGAGGGUCCAUAUACAACUUAUGAGGGAUCGCCAAUCAGUCAGGGAAUUCUUCAAUAUGAAAUGUGGAAUGUCGAACCGUCUAAUCGGUGGGAUUGGAUAAAAUUAAAAGCGGAUAUACGCAAGCAUGGAAUAAGAAAUUCAUUAUUAAUAGCACCAAUGCCAACUGCUUCCACUAGCCAAAUCCUUGGCAAUAAUGAAUGUUUUGAACCAUACACAAGUAAUAUUUACACGCGUCGUGUCUUAAGCGGAGAAUUCCAAGUUGUGAACCAUCAUUUACUCAAUGAUUUGACCGAAAUGGGUAUUUGGAAUGAAAAAAUGAAGAAUGAAAUAAUCGCCGCUAAUGGCUCUGUUCAAGGUUUUGAAGAGUUGGAUGAUGAUUUAAAGAAACUUUAUAAAACAAUUUGGGAAAUACCACAAAGGGUUCUUAUAGAUUUUGCAGCAGACCGAGCACCAUUCAUUGACCAAUCGCAGUCAUUGAACGUAUUUCUUUCUGAGCCGAGUGUUGGCAAAAUAUCAUCUAUGCAUUUCUACGCAUGGAAGAAAGGUCUUAAAACCGGCAUGUAUUAUCUGCGUACACGCCCUGCCGUUGACGCAAUCAAAUUUACGGUUGAUCAA